Messenger RNA from Mytilus trossulus (common blue mussel), 2467 nucleotides. RefSeq names its product E3 SUMO-protein ligase NSE2-like. Gene Ontology annotation, biological process: double-strand break repair via homologous recombination; protein sumoylation. Gene Ontology annotation, molecular function: SUMO ligase activity; zinc ion binding. The record is from RefSeq and is a predicted model, not a curated record. Lineage: Eukaryota; Metazoa; Mollusca; Bivalvia; Mytilida; Mytilidae. Gene Ontology annotation, cellular component: Smc5-Smc6 complex; nucleus. The transcript is spliced from 6 exons. The coding region runs from base 161 to 859 and encodes 232 amino acids.
CGCCAAAACGGAAAAUCUGUUUCCGGUACAUUCUUCAAGUUUAUUUACAAAAUUUCCCCUGCAUCUAACCAUGGGUACAAACAACAGAAAUUGUUGAAAAACACAAGUUAUAGAAACAUAAGUGUAAUUAUAGCUGGCAUCUAACAUUCUUGGUUUAAAGAUGUCUUCCAGAACACACUUUGGUGUUGUUGAUCAGGCUAUGAAGUCUAUGAAGACUGUUGAAGAAUACAUCAAAGUUGGUAUGGAGACAACGCUAGAUGUUGGUAUGGACUUUGUUGAACAUGACAAAGACAAUGAGAAACAAAUAGAUGAGCUGAGAUCUGUGAUGAAGGAGUAUGUUAGAAUGGAAAGAGAUCUUCAGCAGUUUAUGGAGGCUGUAGAAUGUGUCAAAUCAACUGCAACAAAGAAAAAUGAGCCCUUGGAUUUGGAGAAAGAAUUAGAUAAUAAGUUGUUGGAACUUAAGCAAGCAAACAAUGAUGCAGAACUGACAAAGCAUGAGAAAUAUGUGGAUCUUAUUGACAAAGUUAAUGAAAUGCAGCAGCCAGAGGGAUCGUAUGCUGCUCCAGCCACAUCCACUCAGAUUGAUGAAGAUAUUGCCAUGACGCAGCCAGAGAUCAACACACGCUGUCCAUAUACUGGCAAAGAUAUGAUUAAUCCGGUCAAAAACUCUUAUUGUGGUCAUCACUAUGAUAAAGAGGGAAUCAGCCAUUAUAUCAAAACAAAAGGACGCAAAGCAAAAUGUCCUGUUGGUGGUUGUGGGAAUGACAAACAGAUAGAACUGAGUGAUUUGAUUGAAGAUAAAGACAUGAAAAAAUUUAUAGAUAGGAAAAAUAGACAUAAUAAGAAAACAAAGAAUUGAAAACAUUUAGGUAUAUAAACUAUACAACCUGGUUUGUAUUAAAGAUGAAGUUACCUGAGAUGGAAACAAGUAACCAUAAUACAACUGUAAUGCCAAUGACAGUUACCUGUGGACAGAUAGAGAUGAAACAGACAGGAAAAGAUUAAGACCAGUUGGUUCCAUGUUGGUUCUAUGUUUUGUGUAUAAAUUAAUUGACAAAUACAGUGUUCUUUUAUUGUAACAAAACUAAAAUCAGGGAUAAUAUUGAUGUUUCUAUAUACAGAAUUUUGUUAAUGUUACAUGUUUUAUUCUGGAGAAUGUCUUGAAGAAAUUUUUAAUUGUAUUUUUUCACUAUUUCUUAAAAGUGUCAUUUUUAAAAUAUUGGGAUAAUUAAAGGGUUAUUUUUUUUAGAAAGGCACAUUACCCAAAACUUAUUUUGACUUUUUGCUACUUGAUGAAUCAUUUUACUAAUGAUUACUGUAGUAAUGUAAAUUAAUAGAAAUAAAGGCAUAAGAAUAAUAUAAAUGGUGAUUGUCAGGUAGAAGAAACAUUUGUUCUUCAAAAUGCAAAUUUCAAUGAGCAAUCAAAAUUACUUAAAUAAGAAGAAGAAUUUUGUUUGUUGAAAAACUAAUAUUACAAUGAUCUUCAGUGUCUAUUAUAUACAUGAUAUAAAUGAGAACUGUAUGAAUAUUGUAAGAUGCACAACUAAUAUUUUUUUUAGAAGAGUUAAACUUAUUUUCAGAUAUCUUUUCAUAUUCUGCCUGUUAUGACUAAAUUAUAGUAGUCAACACUGAUUUAAACAAAUUUGUCUGUUUGGCUGUCAAACUUUUCAAUAAUACAGUUCACAACAAAUAUUACAUAAAAAUUACUGGAUAAUUAGCAUUAAGUAAUAUAAUUUCAAGUUUAAAUGAUGCAGUGCUUUUUACUUUUUUAUUUAAUUUGGAUACAAAAUUCAGCUCUUCACUAUAUGUAAAAUUUGAAAUUUAACUGGUCAGAUGAAAUUUAUUUUAAUGGCUGUAAAUCAUUUGUUUCUUGCACGUGAAAACAAAACAAAAUGUGUAUUAUAAUUGAUUUUAAUAUGGACAUUGAUUAUUUGCAUUUUCUGCAUUUAUGAUAUAAAUCAGUGGAUAGUGUAAUGAGACACUUUCAUAUUUUGUCAUUUAACUAAAUGAAAUAAAAACUCAAGCAGCAAUCAUAUUUUUCAAACCAAACAGCAUUUAUAUCAUUAACUAAAUGUCAAAAUGAAAUAAAAACUCAAGUUGCAAUCAUAUUUUUCAAACCAAACAGCAUUUAUAUCAUUAACUAAAUGAAUUAAAAACUCAAGCAGCAAUCCUAUUAAACAGCAUUUAUAUCAUUUUUGUCUUUUUACAGUAGCUAUAACAUAUUUGUUGCCUAGCUAUGUUAAAUAUAGUGCUAUUGAAAUUAUAAGUAAGUAUAUUUGUCAAAAAUUAAUAAAAAGUUGCCUUUCUGAGUUUUGAGAAUAAAAAAAUGAUCAAGGACUUUCAUUUUGUUAAGAUGGAAAGUUGUUGUUCCCAACUAAAACAAUGACAGUUAUUUUAAGAUGGAGAACAAUCAGCUAUUACUGUGUAAAUAUUGUUUGUUUGUUUUUUAAAUAAAUUUUAAACUUGA